Molecule: messenger RNA, 1408 nt
Organism: Salmo salar (Atlantic salmon)
Lineage: Eukaryota; Metazoa; Chordata; Actinopteri; Salmoniformes; Salmonidae
Source: RefSeq, a predicted model, not a curated record
GUAAAGGGUCAUCGACGUGAUACUUGUUAUUGUUAUGUUGCCAACUCUCAUUGGUAAUCGAUACUGUAUGUUGCGUACUACUAGCGCAUGUCACUUCAGGUUUCAAUGAAAAGCCCUCUGCUUUCUCCACUUGUAAGCCACAAGCCUUGGUAGCUUGCCGUGAUCAUGUAGUGGUCAGUAAUUCUCGUUGGGACCGCACGGACAUCGGUUCGAAUCCAGGUCACGGCAUUGCAAUGUCAAGCCAUUUAAAAAAAAAAAAAUGAAUAAGCAUGGCGACCCCCAGUAAGACCCCACCAGGUUCUGACCCCAAGCAGCUGGAGAGGACCGGGACAGUCCGGGAGAUCGGCUCUCAGGCGGUGUGGUCUCUGUCUUCCUGUAAACCAGGUUUUGGUGUGGACCAGCUGAGAGAUGAUAACUUGGAGACAUACUGGCAGUCUGAUGGAUCCCAGCCACACCUAGUCAACAUCCAGUUCAGGAGAAAGACCACAGUGAAGAUGCUGUGUAUGUAUGCAGACUACAAGUCAGACGAGAGCUACACCCCCAGUAAGAUCUCUGUCAGAGUAGGAAACAACUUCCACAACCUGCAGGAGAUCAGACAGUUAGAGAUGGUAGAGCCUAGUGGUUGGAUACACAUCCCUCUUCUGGACACCGUCAACAACCCCAUCAGGACGUUCAUGAUCCAGAUAGCGGUGUUAGCCAACCACCAGAACGGCAGAGACACGCACAUGAGACAGAUCAAGGUGUACACCCCGGUCGAGGAGAGCUCCAUCGGCAAGUUCCCAAGAUGCACCACGGUCGACUUCAUGAUGUACCGCACCAUCAGGUGACACUCCGGGGGUUCCGGGUGGAACCUCUCAGGGUUCCGACUAGAACUUUCCAGAGUUCCGGGGUGGAACCCUUUAAGUGUACGGUGUCGACGAAUAAGGGAAUUGGAAUGUUACGUUUUUUAAAAUUGAAAUAUUAUUCUAAUUUCAAGUUAACCUGAAAUGCUUUUCAUUUAGAUUACAUGGAGCCCCUCGACGUAUUACGGUCUCUGGCUUGCGUCCCAAAUGGCACCCUAUUCCCUAUAUAGUGCACUACUUUUGACCGGACCCCCCCCAUACGUGUGUUCCUAUGGACCCUUGUCAAAAGUAGCGCACUAAUAUAGGGAAUAGGGUGCCGUGUGGGCAGCAAUCUCUCUGUGUUGUUGAUGUUGUUAAUUCCAUGUUAGUCUGAUUUGUCACUCUUUCGGUUGGUGUCUGAUGUAAAGAUGAUUGAAGACUUCAAUGAGACCAUGUAAGGGCAGUUGUCGAGACCCCAAAAAACACACACGUUUACUACCUGUGUGACUAGACCUGCUUGUCUGUACUGACUGGGAAUGUAUGUAUCUCUCUGUCUGUUGUCGAAUUAAAUGUGUUUUUGAGUUUGA